AUGAGUUUGGUUUUAAAAGUACGAAGUGUUUUGGAAAAACUGUACACGAAACAUCUUCUAGCCACAAAUAUCGUAACAUGUGGCUCACUUCUGGGGCUUGGAGAUUGUUUCGUCCAGCGAAUAAAUAUGAUGAUCAAUAAAGAAGAAAAAUAUGAUUUCCCGCGGACAGGUCGCAUGAUAUUGAUUGGUUUUAGCUUGGGACCGUUUAAUCAUUUCUGGUACAGUCUACUGGACAAAUUCAUCAAAGGUCGGACUGGGGCCAACGUUCUCACGAAGAUUGCCUGUGACCAGAUGGUGGCUGCUCCCUUCUUCUGUUCAUCCUUUCUUUGUGGGCUCAGCUUCCUGGAGGGUCAUGGUCUCGAAGGUGCCAAACUAGAGAUGAGGGAAAAGUUUUUCAGAAUUUACCUGGUUGACUGGGCAUUUUGGCCAGCGGCACAGUUUGUCAACUUCCGGUUUGUCCCCAGCAGCUUUCGUGUUCUGUAUGUGAGCUUUGCAGCAUUGCUAUGGAAUAUCUUCUUGUCAUACAUAAAGCAUGACCACGUGUCAGCUGAUGAAGUGGACGUUCACUAG
Messenger RNA from Candidula unifasciata, 570 nucleotides. Lineage: Eukaryota; Metazoa; Mollusca; Gastropoda; Stylommatophora; Geomitridae. The record is from the annotation of a GenBank genome assembly.